Molecule: messenger RNA, 4815 nt
Organism: Aspergillus pseudotamarii
Lineage: Eukaryota; Fungi; Ascomycota; Eurotiomycetes; Eurotiales; Aspergillaceae
Product: UDP-N-acetylglucosaminyltransferase
Exons: 4
Coding region: 1-4815 (1604 amino acids)
Biological process (GO): protein O-linked glycosylation
Molecular function (GO): glycosyltransferase activity; protein binding
Source: RefSeq, a predicted model, not a curated record
AUGUUGCCCUCAGUAGCACCUUUUCCGCCAGUUCAACCACAUCAUCAUAUGAAUCAUUAUCAUGGGGCUGACACAGUUGAUGGCAAUUACGACUUUGACACGACACCCUUCGCCGCCACGCUCCCUCACAAUGAUAUGAAUAAACCAUCUUUUCACUCGGUUCCCCGUACUCGACUACAGUAUCAUCCAGUGCAGCGUCUCGAUAUUCAUGACACGACUGGCAUUGGACUCAACCCGAAGAACCCUGGAGAACACGCACUGAGGAGGAAGACACCGAAUGGGACUCUUGCAGCUGGUUACGAUGGGACGCCGGGGGAUGCAACAAUUCAGCCCCCGGCGUCCAAGCAUAUUCUCGUUUCACCUCUUGAGUCAGGGCAGAUGGUAACUCCUCAAACGGGCUUUCCCAUGGACACCUGGUCGCAGCUCUCCUUGGAACAGCCAUCCCAAGCGAAACCGAUGAACUUUCCGCCAGUGUACAAAAACGAGUCAAGCCGGACUAACACAGCUCCCGGAGAGAUGAUUCAGGGUGUGAAUGGUGCAAGCUGGGUCCGUUCGUUGAAUUACGUGCCGGGAAUAGACUCGAUGCUUAACCAAUCGCUUCCGAUGCCGGGAUCCCAGCAAAGAUUCUACUGGCAUAACGGUGCCUAUGUUCCAACGGUCUUACCAGCGACUCUUCAGCCGUGCCUCGGCCCUACAGCAUCGGCGGGUACCGGUCCAUAUGGUCCGUAUUGGCCCGAUGGUGUAUAUAUUCCAUAUCGUCCAGCGGCCUUUCGAGAGCCCCGCUACAACUCCCCUAAUCCGUUCGCGAAACAAAUCAACCCUUCCGCCCUUCAGUUCUUCGAUGCAGGGCAGCAACCGUUCAACCAUAAUCCAGUACCGCCGGGCAGCCGCACUGAUCUAGGUUCAACCUGGAGCGCAACCCCUCUGGGAAUUAUCAGUCACGACCCUUCCGUGAAGAACAAUUUCCCCCCGCGUCACUCCGAUCAGAAGGCCUUUGAUACUCCUCAACGCACAUUGCCGUACCAUCCACGUCCAAGCAAUGCAAGCUCUGCCUUCUCAUCACGUCAGCCUGGAAACGAAGCUUACACACCAUGGUCGGGUCCCGCUAGUGGGCAUGGGUUUCAAGGUACAGGUUCUACAGCUAAUUCUCGUGCAGCCAAUGUGGAAUUCAAGGAGAAAGUCUUGUCAUGGGCCCAUGGUGUUUAUGUUGAUCUCCUAGCUUCGAUCCAUCAGGCUCGGCGGAAUAGCAUUUCUAAUGCAGGUGGUGAUCCCCAAAGCCAGCGAUUUUUGAAACCUAGCAUAUACCCCAAACCACCACGGCAACCAGGACUGGACUUCUCCCAAGUAAAUCCACCGGAAGUUGGGCGCCACAACAGCUAUCCGUCGUGCCAAUAUGAUCACCGAACGAAAAAUAUCAUUAAUCAUACCCCGCAGACUGAUAGUCACUCGGGCUUUCAGACUCACCAGCAUCGGCAUCGACCUUCGCUUCACCACUUUCAACAACAGAGUGACAUGCAGAUGCUCGACAGGUUACGCCACACAGGCCGCUUCACAGUUCCAGCGGUGUCCCCCUUUCCUACUGCACGUUUUGGCAGCGAGAAUUCGCCAAUGACAAAUGCUCGCACCGCUUUAGACAUGCUUUCUCCACUAUGUAGCGAGAGUGGUUGGGAGUGGAUCGAUGGUAUGCUACUUGGUGGCUGUCUUGCCUAUGGUUUGGGUGACUAUCCAAAAGCUAUGAGAUGGUAUUCAAGGAUCAUUGCUAGAGAUCCGCAACAUGUUGAGGCGAUAUCGAAUCUAGCUGCCACUCUUUUGGCACUUGACCGUCGAGAGGAGGCACUGAACCACUGGCUACGUGUUGUGAAACUUCGCCCCAGCUUUUUCGAGGCCGUAGAGCAUCUCAUUGGUCUCUUGUGUAGCAGCCAUCGUGGAAAGGAAGCCGUUAACAUUAUCGAAUUCGUGCAGAAGUCACUUCGCUUUCCAAAAAAUGGCGACUGCUUUACAGCCGAUGAACAUGCUAGCGAGACGGAGAGUGACGCAGAAAGCGGUGCCUCGAGCGCAUCUGAUCUCGGCUCAUACGAGAAAGCAUCUUUCGAUUAUGAUGAUGACUUGAACCGGUCAGUCUUCACUAAUAAGCGGUCUGCAGAGACCGGCUCCACUGGCUUUGGAACGAGCGGUUAUGCUAUCCCGGGCUGCGACAACGGUAGGAUGCUGGCUCUUGUCCAUGCCAAAGGCAAUAUGUUAUAUGCAUUGGGUGAUAAUGCUGGAGCUGCGGUGGCGUUCGAAGAUGCGAUCUUGAUCGCUGCCGGGAGAAGACGUCACGGCAUUCAAAACUUAAUAAAGCAGAUAUUUGCAGCGUUUUCGUAUGGAUCGCGGCAUGACUAUGCUGCCCCAUCAGAACAACAUAGCUCGAACGAAACUAUUCUCCUAUAUCCGGAUAAGGCUCUGCAGACCUCUAAACUGGUCUUUCCUUCAUGUGGAACGCCCCCCGGAAUCAAAUUUGUUGGGGAAGGUCUUGCAAGGAAAGCGGCGAUAUCCACCACGAGCAAUUCCUUACUCUCCCUGGCAAAAAUAUACCAGGAUGGGAUGUCUAGUAUCUCCACCGGGGGCGCGCCCAGAGCUGCCCCAGGAGUUCGAGAUAUACUAGCGCUCUACUACCUUUCACUUUCUCUCCAACCGAGCCCCUCGACCGCAAACAAUGUGGGAAUUCUGCUUGCCGGCAUUCAAAAUAAUGCAACCAAAGGGCUACCCCGCUCUAGUGGUGAGAUGCAACAUCCCGAGAUACCUGGUGUGGCCUUUGGCAGUGGAGUGUCUCUGGCCCUGGCAUAUUAUAACUACGGGUUACACCUCGACUCUCGACAUGCUCACCUGUAUACGAAUCUUGGCAGCCUACUCAAGGAUAUUGGCCAGCUUCAGGCUGCUAUUCGGAUGUAUGAACAGGCUGUCCAGUGUGAUAGCAAUUUUGACAUUGCUCUGGCGAACCUCGCGAAUGCAGUCAAAGAUGCCGGUCGUGUCAAUGAGGCAAUCAAAUAUUACAAGCGUGCUGUCAAAGUAAAUCCCGAAUUCGCAGAAGCAGUCUGCGGACUAGCCAAUGCUCUCAACUCUGUCUGCAACUGGGUUGGCCGAGGUGGGAUUGCCAAUGGGCAUGGCUUCCGGGAUCGGUGGCAUGUCAACGAGCAAGGGAUGCUUCGGGACGCUUACAGUAUUGACACGGGUGCUGGUUGGAUUAAGCGUGUCGUUGAUAUUGUCGACCGGCAGCUCAAAGAAGGCGAAUCAUGGGGCCGUGGCCUGCUGACUCCCAACACAAUUGAGCAACUCCGACGACCACAACUUCCUCCUGGGUUGUCUGCUCCCAAUGCUCCUACUGUGUUACCUUUCCAUACCUUUACAUGUCCACUUUCUGCGAAACAGAUUCGACAAAUCUCACAGCGUAAUGGGCUUCGCAUAUCCUGUGCAACCCUUCGCUCCCCAUGGCUGCCAGCUACGGUGUAUCAGCCCCCGGCACCACCAAACCCAUAUCUCAAAGUUGGAUAUGUAUCGUCGGAUUUCAACAAUCAUCCCCUUGCGCAUCUUAUGCAGUCUGUAUUCGGAUUGCAUAACCCAUCAAGAGUGAAAGCCUAUUGUUAUGCCACUACCGCAAGUGAUAAGUCUAUCCAUCGUCAGCAGAUUGAAAGGGAAGCACCGGUGUUUCACGAUGCUAGUGGAUGGUCUGUCGACCGGUUAGUAAAGCAGAUCGUCGCGGAUGGCAUCCAUAUACUCAUCAACUUGAACGGUUACACACGUGGUGCACGUAAUGAGGUUUUUGCUGCUCGGCCAGCCCCAAUUCAUAUGUCAUUCAUGGGGUUUGCAGGGACCCUGGGUGCUGAGUGGUGCGACUACAUCCUUUCUGACAUCAUCUCGAUCCCCCAAGAGACCCUCGCCCCAGGAGGGCGUAAUCUUAGCAUCAAAGACCGAGUGCUGGAGGAGAACCAUGGAGAGGACCUUGAAGAUUGGGUUUAUGGUGAAAAGAUUGUGUUCACCAGGGCCACGUUCUUCUGUUGUGAUCAUCGACAAAGUGCACCAGACUCCCAGGACCUACGUCUCGCUUGGGAGCAGGAACGAGAGAAGCGAUGGCGUAUGCGGAAGGAGCUGUUUCCUAAUCUGCGCGAUGAUGCCAUUAUCCUGGGCAAUUUCAACCAGCUAUAUAAGAUCGAGCCCACAACAUUCCGUACAUGGCUCCGGAUACUUGCACGGAUUCCUAACGCCGUACUAUGGCUACUUCGCUUCCCAGACCUUGGUGAACAGAACCUCAAGGAAACAGCCGUUGCUUGGGCGGGAGAGGAAACUGCCUCUCGCAUUAUAUUUACCGAUGUUGCACCCAAGAACACCCACAUCUCGCGGGCCAAAAUAUUGGAUCUUUUCCUGGACACACCCGAGUGUAACGCGCACACGACCGCGACGGAUGUCCUGUGGAGUGGGACACCUCUCCUGACCCUUCCUCGCUACAAAUACAAGAUGUGCUCUCGUAUGGCGAGCAGCAUCCUUAGUAGCGCUUUGCCCGAUACUGAUGAUGGCCAAAAGGCUCGCGAAGAGUUGAUUGCCACAUCCGAUGAAGAUUAUGAAGAAAAAGCCAUCCGGUUAUGUCUGAGUUUGAACUACGAGCCUGGCAGUGAGGGCCGAGCAAGAGGCAGGUUGCCUGACCUCCGGAGAAUGUUGUUCCAGGAACGAUGGAGAAGUAAACUGUUUGAUACCAAGCGCUGGGUUCAUGAUCUGGAAGAUGCCUACGAGCAAGUUUGGCAACGAUGGGUGAAUGGCGAAGAAGGAGAUAUAUGGUUAUGA